Messenger RNA from Colletotrichum graminicola M1.001, 2229 nucleotides. Its product is annotated as heterokaryon incompatibility protein. Lineage: Eukaryota; Fungi; Ascomycota; Sordariomycetes; Glomerellales; Glomerellaceae. The transcript has 3 exons. The record is from RefSeq and is a predicted model, not a curated record. The coding region runs from base 1 to 2229 and encodes 742 amino acids.
AUGAAUAUCUGCGACUUUUGCCGACAAAAUGUUUUGGAAUCAAGGAAGGUCUGGGACUAUCAUCAUGUCAGCGCUGUCGCGUUCAAGGAUGCGGCAGAUUCAGGCUGCGUCAUCUGCAAAAGACUGUCUGCGUCUGUUGAGAAUAUUCAACCGUGGUUUGUUGACAGUUCCGCUGCUCUCUAUCGAUGGAACAUGCGCGAAACCCUCCAAGCUACGGAUUUCAAGAGCCAUGUUGCAAUCACCUUCCGCCCGCUUCCCGGUCGACAGCACGGUGAGAAGUAUAGCGAAGACCUCCCGGAACACCAAUUUUACCUGAUCCCAGAAGAUGACCUUGGCUCUAUUCCUAAUGAGACAACAUUGGGUUCAGGGACAAACUCCGAGGCAUCGUUCACGCAGAUGAAGAAGUGGCUCAAUAAUUGCAGAGAGAACCACCCUAGAUGCAAGCCCCGCCACUUCAGCCGUGACUUUAUGCCAACCCGUGUCUUAGACGUCGGUGUCCAAGGUGACCCCUGGCCGCCAAAGCACAUCCGCGUCGUCCAUACCCGGGAAGAUAACAUAAAGGAACAAUACAUGACGCUGAGCCACUGCUGGGGCGAUAAGAAGUUCGUGCGGCUCACAGACAGCAAUUUCAACGACUUCACUACCCGCGGCAUCCCGUGGAAGAACUUCUCUCAUGGGAACGAUAUCUGCAGCAACAAGAACUUCGUGGAAGCGAUUGAAGUCACGCGAAAGCUGGGAGUACGAUACAUCUGGAUCGACUCCGUCUGUAUCAUCCAAGAUCAACCAAGCCACGAGGAUUGGGAGGCCGAGGCAAAACUCAUGCACAAAGUGUACCGCAACUCCUUCUGUAACCUCGCAGCCGCGGUUUCGGAGGACUCAUCAAGCGGGCUUUUUCGGGCACGGAAUUCCGACGUCCUCCCUGUCAAAUAUGGCCCUGAUGUUUCCUCUCACAUGUUUAGUCGCCGCAAAUGGCGAAUCCUUCCCUCCGACCUCUGGGAUAAUGAUCUGCUCGGCAGCCACCUGUACACCCGCGGCUGGGUUUUCCAAGAGCGAAUGCUCUCCCCGCGCCUCCUGCAGUUCGGGCAAGGCCAAAUUUUCUGGGAUUGCGCCACCAUAUCCGCCUGCGAAACACUUCCCGCCGGCCUCCCGCCUUGCAUCGACAUAAAAGCCGCCGUGGACCGACAUUGGCGCCAGCGACUGCAAGACGCUGCCAUAACGGUGCCGUCGCUGGUCAAGACGACCGAGGGCUCCGUCACGAAGUUCUGGGAGAGCGCUGUCAGCGCCUAUACCAACUGCAAGCUCACCCACCAUCGCGACAAAGGCGAUGCCAUGUGGGGCAUCGCGAAGCUCGUGCGCGACAUGGAGGGCGAGGAAUACGCCCACGGGCUGUGGUCGACAUGCCUAGAGGAGCAGCUUGCGUGGCAUGUAGUUGGGCGCCCCGCGGCCGAAUACCCCAAGAUGGAUUGGCCGUCAUUCCCGGCCUGGUCGUGGACCUGCUUGGAUGUGCCGAUUCAGAUCGCUCCAAGGGCCGCGGGCGUACGCCGGUUUUACGCGGCGACAGAUCACAACGGUGGGCCAGUCGCCUUUCGAUUUGAGAAGGUGCUUCGGGGGAGUAUGGUAAGACAGGGCGUCUCCUCGUGGAGAGACGUGCCUGAGUACAUGACGAAGAGGCUUAGUGAUGUUGAUAGAAACCAUGAAAAGGCUUGGAAGAAGCCGGCAAAAAUCCCCGGUACUAUCUUAGCGGGCAGUGGACGGAACCCGGACGUACCCUCGAGGCUGCUUUCUGACGAGAUAGAGGUCCGUGGACAUAUUUGCAAAGGCACCAUUCGAGCCGUACCUGAGGAAAAGCGCUGGGUGAUUGAUAUUGAAGGGGUUCGGGAGGAAGCGGUCAUCGAAGCUUACCCGGAUAUUAAACCCUUGAAGGACGAGGCGCCGUGCGAGUUCCUUGUCCUCGCAGUCUCUAGGGUUCUUACACACAACUGUGGACAAGAGUAUAUCGACCCCGACGAUGAUGAGAGAUAUGAAAUUAGGGCUAUAAGAUAUUCUGGAGUAGGGAUCAUAGUGCAACGGACAGAGUGCGACAUUCUGAGGAGGGUUGGUGCUGUAAAGUUUCGACAGGUGGACUGGGACGACUGGUUUCAAUUCCGGCUGGCUUGUGGAGAAGGUGAGGAGGCACUGAAUGACGGGGAACUUAACGUUGAGAACGGACAGAAAAUCUGGCUUGCUUGA